Messenger RNA from Leptidea sinapis, 2214 nucleotides. RefSeq names its product heat shock protein 68-like. The transcript has a single exon. Gene Ontology annotation, cellular component: cytoplasm. Gene Ontology annotation, biological process: cellular response to unfolded protein; protein refolding. The record is from RefSeq and is a predicted model, not a curated record. Gene Ontology annotation, molecular function: misfolded protein binding; ATP-dependent protein folding chaperone; heat shock protein binding. The coding region runs from base 207 to 2072 and encodes 621 amino acids. NCBI's taxonomy places the organism in Eukaryota, Metazoa, Arthropoda, Insecta, Lepidoptera, Pieridae.
UAUAUAAGUCCUCCGAACGCGUGACACCGCUUUUGAAGUUUUGAAAGUUAGACAGUUCGGGUAUUCAGUGACUUUAGUGUUAGACGUUUGUUCCGACUUUGAUUCCGAGUAAUAGUGUUCUGUGUUCUUAUCAAACGUAUAAACCACGCUGGUUCUGACAUUCUGCUGUUAUUGUAGUUGAUUGUUGUUAGUAAACAGAUUUGAAAAUGGUUAUAGUGGGCAUUGAUUUGGGAACAACAUAUUCAUGCGUUGCGGUGUGGACAAAUAAUAGUGCUGAAGUGAUUGUGAAUGAGCAGGGCAACAGAACAACGCCUUCAUACGUCGCAUUCACGCCACGUGAACGACUUAUUGGCGAAGCGGCGAAAAAUCAAGCAGCUGUUAAUCCUUCGAACACAAUUUUUGCAGUCAAAAGGCUUAUCGGACGGAGGUUUGACGAUGUCGGCCUCCAUAUGGACCUGAUGCACUUACCCAUCAAAGUUAUCAACGACAACGGUAAGCCUAAAAUUUUAGUCGAAUACAGGGGCGUUAAGAGAAAGUUCUCGCCCGAGGAAAUUUGUUCUAUGCUUUUGUAUAGAAUGAAAGAGGUUGCUGAGAACUAUUUAGGUGACAAAGUCGAUAAAGCAGUCGUGACUGUUCCCGCUUACUUUACUGAUGCACAACGGCAUGCAACAAUAUUGGCAGGCAAAAUUGCCGGUCUCGAUGUUGUUAAGAUUCUUAACGAGCCUACAGCUUCUGCACUCGCUUACGGCUACGAUAAGAAACUUAAAGGAAAUGUUUUAAUUUACGAUUUGGGUGGUGGCACUUUCGAUGUAUCCAUUUUGUCAAUCGUUAAUUCUGUGUACAAGGUUAAAGCUACUGCAGGAAACUCGCGAUUAGGUGGUGAGGACUUUGAUCAUAGACUGGUAACAUAUUUUGCUGAAGAUUUUUGUAAAAUGUUUGGCGUUGAGAUAAUACGGAAUGCAAGGUGUGUUCGACGCCUUAAAUCGGCUGCUGAAAAAGUCAAGCACAUUUUAACAUCUUCACAAGAAGCUACAGUCCAUAUCGAAGGUUUGUAUGACGGAAUAGACUAUACUGGGUGCGUUACUAGAGUAUUCUUUGAAGAAUUGUGUUCAGACUUAUUCAGUGAUACACUUAAACCUAUUGAAAGAGUUUUGCGAGAUGCUCACAUGCAGAAGUGUAAUAUUGGCAAAAUUAUUCUAGUUGGUGGAAGUACUCGGAUUCCAAAGAUAAGAAGUAUGGUUAAAGAGUACUUUGAUGGUAGGGAUAUAACAACGUCUAUUAAUCCCGAAGAAGCUAUAGCACAAGGUGCAGCUAUACAGGCAGUGAUUAUGACUCAAAAAUGUAAGAAUAUGAUACAGGAUGUGUCACUUGUUGAUGUUGUGCCAUUAACCCUAGGUGUUGAAACAGCUCGUGGAAUGAUGUUUGAUGUUGUAGAACGUAAUACUUCUAUACCGUGCAGAAAAACAAAAGAGAUAACAACAUUAGAGGACUACCAGACUGCCAUGACUAUUGAGGUGUUUGAAGGAGAAAGAGCAUUGACAAGAGAUAACAACUUGCUGGGUGUAUUUGAGCUUGGAAAUAUCCCACCAGUGCCACGAGGAGUUGCAAAAAUAGACUUGAUUUUUGAGAUUGAUGCAAAUGGUAUUUUGACAGUCUCUGCACGCGAUAAAAGUACAGGAAACAUGAAGAGUAUAACAAUAGAAAAUACACAUAGAUACAACAAGAAUGAGGUUUGUAAAAUGAUUGCUGAUGCUGAAAAGUUUCAUGAAGAAGAUGAGGAGAAUAAACUACGCUUAGAAGUGCGGAAUCAAUUGGAAACAUACAUCUAUAGUGUUAAGCAAACUGUUGUUGAAAAUUUGGAGAGUGUUAGUGGAGAUGAAUGUGCAGCUAUGAUAGGUGAAUGCAAGGAUGCCCUCUCUUGGCUGAAUGAAAACAUGGAUUGCCUGCGGGAGGAGUAUGAGAGGAAAAUGUCAGAGUUGUUACGUAGAUGGUCUGCAACAGUGAGGAGGCUCAGCAAGAAAUUCAAACAUCAAUCGAAGAAGCAGCGAGGUGAAAAUGAAAGAAAAUGUUAGAAGAAAUAGAUAAUAAGUGAAGUAAGUUAGUUGCAUCUAAUAUUAUAUAAUUUUUAAAUAAAUUUUGCUUUACAGAUGAACAUGUUUUGUUUUUUCAGUGGUGGAGGCAUAUUGGUAUAUUUUGAUACCUUCAUAUGUUAUA